GUUAGAAAACCUGCCGUAUCUCUGUCGUAAGUCGAAAAUAAAGUUCACGUUUGACCUGCUGUCGCCACGUGAGCUGCAACGUAAAUAGUCCGAUCGCGCGUCGGUUGGCAGUUGUACUCAUGUAAAUGAAACCCAUCUUUUGCAAGUGGCUGACGAGUGUAGCGCCGUCGCGGAAGCUAGUCGGCUAACUCGCGCAAACGGCGUUUCCUUCACGAGGAGACUUCGAUAUUCUUGCGUCGCUUCGUCCAACAAUGAAGGAGUCUCCCGCGAGGCUUGUGAGCGACAUGGGGAGAGAGAAAAACACCAAAGACGAGAAGGUGAAAAGCAAACGGAAACGAAGAAGUAAAGGUGAAGAUGCUGUUGAGAACAGCAUACAUCAUGCGAAAGAAAAUGAGAAGCCAAAUGAGAAGGUCAAGACCGAGUCAGAAGACCAACCCAUUACUGGCGGAGAGCCAGAAGACCUGGACUUUGUGGGAAAGAAGAAAGGAGUUAAAAGAAAAAGAGCAAAAGAAGAGUCUUCUGGGACUGGAACACAUAAAUCGAAGAAAAAAAAACACAAGCAAGAAGAGGAGAGCGACGGAGAGACUGAGAAAAGGAAGGCAAAGCACAAAAGUAAGAAGGCUGUCAAAAAAGAAGAGGGCGAAAACAGUACCUCAAAAAAACCAAAGAGGACAAAGGUAGAGAUCGAAGAGGCAAAGCUAUUGAAGAUCCAAAAAAAGGAGGAGGAGGAGAAAAAUCGCUGGCGAUGGUGGGAGGAAGAGAAGUAUGAAAAUGGAGUGAAAUGGAGGUUUCUGGAGCACAAAGGACCCUACUUUCCUCCACAGUACGAACCACUGCCAAGCAACGUUCAGUUCUACUAUGACGGCAAGCCAGUUAAAUUGAGCACCAAAGCUGAGGAGGUGGCCCUGUUCUUUGCCCAGAUGUUGGACCAUGAAUAUACCACUAAAACAGUUUUCCGGGAGAACUUCUUCACCGAUUGGAGGAAGGAAAUGAGCCAUGAGGAGAGGACCCUUAUCAAAGUGCUGGACAAAUGUGACUUUGGAGAGAUCCAUGCAAUGCACAAAGCCAAGGUCGAGGCACGGAGGAAUCUAAGCAAGGAGGAAAAACUGGCUUUGAAAGAAGCCAACCAGAAGAUAGCUGAUGAAUACGGUUACUGUCUGCUGGACCAUCACAAAGAACGCAUUGGCAACUUCAAGAUUGAGCCUCCCGGACUGUUCAGGGGCCGUGGCGAGCAUCCCAAACAAGGCAUGCUGAAGAAAAGGAUCCGACCAGAGGACGUCAUUAUCAACUGUAGCAAGGAAUCCAAAAUCCCUGAGCCCCCUGCUGGCCACCACUGGAAGGAAGUCCGACAUGACAACACUGUGACAUGGCUGGCCAGUUGGACUGAGAACAUCCAAGGCGCCAUCAAAUACGUCAUGCUGAAUGCCAACUCCAAAUUGAAGGGAGAGAAAGACUGGGAGAAAUAUGAGGUUGCUCGGAAACUGAAGACGUGUGUGGAAGACAUCCGUAACCAGUAUCAACAGGAUUUCAAAUCGAAGACGAUGGAAACUCGCCAGAGAGCCGUGGCCCUUUACUUUAUAGACAAGCUGGCUCUGAGAGCCGGUAAUGAAAAGGAGGAGGGCGAGACAGCAGACACAGUUGGUUGCUGCUCGCUGCGUGUGGAGCACAUCACACUCCAUAAGAAACUGGAUGGCAACGCGUGUGUGGUGGAAUUUGAUUUCCUGGGUAAAGACUCCAUUCGCUACUACAACAAGGUCCCUGUUCUCAGCAAGGUUUUUAAGAAUUUGGGACUGUUCAUGAAGGGCAAAAAACCUGGAGAUGACCUGUUUGACCGUCUUAAUACGACCUCGCUGAACAAACACCUGAGCUCCCUCAUGCCGGGCCUGACUGCCAAGGUCUUCAGGACGUACAACGCCUCCAUCACCCUGCAGGAGCAACUCAAGGAACUGUCCAACAUGUCGGACAAUGUGGCUGAGAAACUUCUCUCCUACAACCGAGCCAACCGCGCGGUUGCAAUUCUGUGUAACCACCAGCGGGCUCCGCCAAAGACCUUUGAGCAGUCCAUGGCAAACUUGCAGGCCAAAAUCGACGCUCGGAAGGAGCUGUUGUCUCAGGCCAAGAGCGAGCUGAAGCAGGCCAAGAAGGACGCUGCAGCGCAAGACAGCUCGGACCAGAAGCUGACAGCCAAAGCAGCUCAGGUGGUGCAGAAGAAAGAGGCGACUGUGAAACGCUGUAAGGAGCAGCUGUUGAGAAUGGAGGUCCAGGCGACUGACCGGGAGGAAAACAAACAAAUCGCACUGGGAACCUCCAAGCUCAACUACCUCGAUCCACGAAUCAGCGUGGCAUGGUCCAAGAACAUGGAAGUGCCUAUAGAGAAAAUAUAUAACAAGACCCAAAGAGACAAGUUUGCCUGGGCUAUCGACAUGACCGAGGAGGACUUUGUGUUCUAACCAUCCACGGCACCCACCUUGGUGCACAUUUCUUUGUGUUCAUCUUUUGUUCUUUUUAUGUUUUUCUGGGGGUGGUUUAGUUUUUAAUUGCACUUAUUUGAGGUUUCCUCACUUUGAUUGUACAUUUGAGUUUUUCCAAUAAAGGUUACUUGUGUGGUCACAUGUUGGGGAAUGUGCUUUAGAAGGACUGAAAAUCCUGCUGAUAAAGUGAGUUGCUUUUAUAUUCAAUUAUGUCAUGUCAGUUUAGAGGGGGACUGAGUUUGCAUUUUUUUAUUUUGAGGUUUGAAUUGUAUUUUAA
Messenger RNA from Synchiropus splendidus (mandarinfish), 2748 nucleotides. RefSeq names its product DNA topoisomerase I, mitochondrial. Gene Ontology annotation, molecular function: DNA binding; DNA topoisomerase type I (single strand cut, ATP-independent) activity. The record is from RefSeq and is a predicted model, not a curated record. Gene Ontology annotation, biological process: DNA topological change; chromosome segregation; DNA replication. The coding region runs from base 252 to 2450 and encodes 732 amino acids. NCBI's taxonomy places the organism in Eukaryota, Metazoa, Chordata, Actinopteri, Syngnathiformes, Callionymidae. Gene Ontology annotation, cellular component: nucleolus; chromosome. The transcript has 19 exons.